Molecule: messenger RNA, 1551 nt
Organism: Durusdinium trenchii
Lineage: Eukaryota; Dinophyceae; Suessiales; Symbiodiniaceae
Source: the annotation of a GenBank genome assembly
AUGGCUGCACACUCCUCGAGUGUGCUUGCGUCAGCCGGUGGCUCUUACGUGUCCCAAUCCGGCUUGGCGAAGAUUUUGAAGGAAGUUCGUGACGGUGGUUUGCCAAAGGCAGUCUCGAGGAGCAGUGUGAAGCGUGCUCGAGACGCGGCACUCCCAAAGACCUUGUGGGCAGAAGUGCAGUUGUUGCGUGACGAUGGCACCACUUGCAAGAGUCCUGCCCUCAACCCCUGGCGGUUGUUGGAGUGGACAGUGCAACAGGCACCGCCUUGCAAGGACUUUUUGCUGCAGACUUUGGCGAAGCACCCCAAUGAUGCUGCUCACCCAUGGGGCAUUUGCAUCUACAGUGAUGAGAUCCUGCCAGGGGACGCUGCCAAUGGAGUGAACUUGGAUUUGGGGCACGGAUUCCCUCCCAUUCUUUUUGCUCGCAUUUCCACCGUGAUCGGUGACGAAGCUGCACUCAAAAGUCUACAUCCACACAGCGACCGCUUGGUGUCGCACGUUGAGCUCGACACCUCUAAACUGGCACUAGAGACAGAUGACUCCGUGCUGCAGGGCUCAGUUCGAGAAAAUGGAGAAGGUGGUUUCCUGAUGGCCCGGCUCAAAGACGCCGGCUUGAGAUGGCAGGACUUGGGCGCAUACCUCCAAACGUUUCAAUUCCCCAAGCAGCUCCGUGCCAAAGGGACCAGUGGAAGCCAGACGCUUCGGGGGUACGAUGGGGGUGACAUCAAAUGCUCGGCAUCAGAGGCCUUGAGCGUCUACCCCUGCCUUCGCCUCGUGCUGAUGCAACUAGUGCCCCCAAACGCCCCGCUGAGCACACAGGAAGCUGCGUUCAGCUUCUAUGCCCUGGCGGAUGUUCUUGACCUGCUGGUCCGAGAUAAACAAUGUGGCGGCGUGACCCCUGACCAGCUCGAGGCUGCAGUGAAGAGGCACCUUCGACUGAGAGUCGCUGCCUACGGGCCUGAAAACCAGCAGCCUAAGGUUCAUUAUGCCAUGCAUUUAGCCAAUAUGAUGAAGAUCCAGUCGGUUUUGACGUGCUGGGUUCACGAACGGAAACAUAAGGAGCUCAAGCGUUUUGCCAACGACACCCACAACGCAAAUCGCACCACUGGAUUUGAACAGUCUUUGCUCCAAAUGGCUGCGCUGUCGCAGGCUGAAUCCCUGCAAAGCUUCCAGGUCAACUCCGGAAUUUGUCUGGUUAACCCAAAGCCGGCUGAGGAGGCAGUUGCCGUGCAUGCCAGAGCUGUGGCAGGUGGAUCAGCCUUGGACGCAGUGCAGCAAGCGUCCGAUGCCAUGUUGGGGCCUGGGCGUCUGCGUGCUACUCAAGACGUGGCCCUAGCCAAAGUGCAGGGCCAGCAGCGCAUCGUCGAGGUGUGGUUCCACGUCAGCAUUGACCAGGUCCACUUCAGCGUCGUCUCACCGUGGGCACCGGCUGCAGCGCCUAAUACAUUUAAGAAGGCUGACUCGCCGAUGUUCGUGCCAACGGCGGACAUCGAGAGGUGCUGUGUUUGGCACCCGACAAAUGAUCCGGAGGUGAUCAUCGUCGCGCCCUAG